Messenger RNA from Aphanomyces invadans, 677 nucleotides. RefSeq lists its product as hypothetical. Gene Ontology annotation, molecular function: oxidoreductase activity. NCBI's taxonomy places the organism in Eukaryota, Oomycota, Saprolegniomycetes, Saprolegniales, Verrucalvaceae. The transcript has a single exon. Bases 15 to 485 code for a protein of 156 amino acids. The record is from RefSeq and is a predicted model, not a curated record.
CUGUUGAGGACAAAAUGCGACGUCGCAAUGGCGUGGAGAUCCCGUUCUUCGGUCUCGGGACAUCGCAUAACGGAGGGUACUCUCAUGAAGAUGUCGUGGCAAGCAUCCAGCUUGGUGUGCGCACCAUCGACACAGCGACGCGAAUGGAUGCAAGUCGCGGAUCGCCACGGCCAUUCCCACAGCCAAGUCCUUCGCCAGGAAUUUUAAUCUUCUACGACGACAAUGGCCACGAUAAUGCAAUCAAAAGUGCAGAGGCUUCGCAUUCCCGCCUCAAAACCAAUUACAUUGACAUAUACGUCCUGCAAUGGUUCGACAUCGACCAAGCCCAAUCGGCGGAUCAGCGCCGACACCUGGUCCUCGUGCAUCUGUACUCGAUCAGCAAAGCGCGAGCGAUCGGUGUGGGCAAUCUCGUGCAGUCGCAUCUAGAACAACUGGAAGCCGACUUUCACGUUACUGGCAUCGCCGAGAUGCCACACAUAAGCUAAGUCGAGUGCCAUUGCUACAACCACCCCAAGGAGAUGAUUGGGUACUGCAGACAAGCAGGAAUUGCGUUCAAGGGAUAUUGCGCUCUGGAAACAGCCGCGAGGGUCAUAACCGUCGGAUCUGACGGUUGUGGCCCUCACAUGCCAGUACAAGUGCACCCCCGCACUGGUGUGUAGUUGACGGAACCUCCAGCA